AUGGAAAAGUUACUGUUACCAAAACCUACGCCGUUAUAUUUGAAAAAAGUCAAAGAAGCCUCCAAAAAAAUUUUAAAAGUUCAACCAAAAUUAUUGGUUCUAGAUCUUAAUGGCACUCUAGUAUAUAAUAAAAGUAAACCAUCACUGUUAAGACCUUAUUUAUCUGAAUUUUUAAAAUAUAUAUUUUCAAAAAAUAAUGAAUUUUCAGUGAUGGUUUGGUCAUCUGCCGCACCAAAUAAUUCAAUCAGUGACCCUGAAGAUGAAUCAGAAAAAAGGCUAUUCAAUCUUGAACAAGAAAUUAGGAAAAAAUCACUGUUUAAUUUGAAUAAUGAAUCUUCUAUAGAAGUAUCAUCAUCACCGUUUAGUAAUACAUCAUUAAAGGAAUUAGAAGAGGAAUAUAACAAAGUAACUUACAACAUAUAUAGAUACAUGUAG
Messenger RNA from Entrophospora sp. SA101, 435 nucleotides. The record is from the annotation of a GenBank genome assembly. NCBI's taxonomy places the organism in Eukaryota, Fungi, Glomeromycota, Glomeromycetes, Entrophosporales, Entrophosporaceae.